Messenger RNA from Solea senegalensis (Senegalese sole), 5559 nucleotides. RefSeq names its product tubulin tyrosine ligase-like family, member 5 (gene ttll5). Lineage: Eukaryota; Metazoa; Chordata; Actinopteri; Pleuronectiformes; Soleidae. Gene Ontology annotation, biological process: protein polyglutamylation; microtubule cytoskeleton organization. The record is from RefSeq and is a predicted model, not a curated record. Bases 141 to 4064 code for a protein of 1307 amino acids. Gene Ontology annotation, molecular function: tubulin binding; tubulin-glutamic acid ligase activity. The transcript is spliced from 32 exons. Gene Ontology annotation, cellular component: cilium.
GCCACUCAGUUGUUGUAGUUACCAGGAAGAUUAACCGCGACGAUCAAGUGGCUCUGGUGAUAGCCGCUCGCUAGCCGUUAGCGGGCUUCCGAGCAAUAAAAGGGUCCAGGUGCCAUGUUUAUGCCGAGACACCUGUGAAGAUGCCAGCUGUCAUCCGGGAAAAGGAGGAGGCUGAGUCCCCCACAGAGGACGUGCAAGACAACCAGCCUUGUGUUGCAUGGUGCGGCCUUAACAAGACGGUCCCUGUUCUCUUGUUCUUCCCUGAAGCUGUUGUUUCAAAAGAUGACAGCGUCUGCUCUGUUGGAGAAAGAUACAACAUGGCCUUCAAGAUCGUGCGCACAGAGAGCCGCGUGGUACGAGGAAUACUCGCCAACCAUGGAUUUCGAGAGGUUCACCCAAACAGUAAUAACUUUAACCUCAUGUGGACAGGAUCUCACCUCAAGCCUUACAUACUCCGCAGCCUUCAAGACUUCCAGAAGGUCAACCACUUUCCCAGGUCGUACGAAUUGACGCGUAAAGACCGUCUCUAUAAAAACAUCCAGCGAAUGCAGCAGACGUAUGGCUUCAAAAACUUCCACAUUGUUCCUCAGACCUUUGUGCUUCCCUCCGAGUACCAGGAGUUCUGCAAUUGUUUUGCCCAGGAUAAGGGCCCAUGGAUUAUUAAACCAGUAGCAUCUUCAAGAGGGCGAGGCAUCUACUUGGUCAGCAAUCCAAAUCAGAUUUCAAUGGAUGAAAACAUCUUGGUGUCUCGCUAUAUUAACAACCCACUACUGAUAGACGAGUUCAAGUUCGACGUACGGUUGUACGUGCUGGUAACGUCGUACGAUCCACUUAUCGUCUACGUGUAUGAGGAGGGCCUAGCGAGGUUCGCCACGGUUAAGUAUGACCAGACUUCAAAGAGCAUUAAGAACACAUUCAUGCAUCUCACCAACUACAGCGUGAACAAAAAGAGCAGCUAUUAUGUCAGUUGCGAUGACCCUGAAGUUGAGGAUUAUGGGAACAAGUGGAGUAUGAGUGCAAUGCUGAGGUAUUUGAGGCAGGAGGGGAAGGACACCACAUUGUUGAUGAAACAGGUGGAGGACCUUAUCGUCAAAGCCGUUGUCAGUGCUGAGCUACAUAUAGUCACAGCGUGCAAGAUGUUUGUUCCACACAAGACAAACUGCUUUGAGCUGUAUGGUUUUGAUGUGCUCAUUGACUCCAACCUCAAACCCUGGUUGUUGGAGGUGAACCUCUCUCCCUCCCUGGCCUGUGAUACGCCCUUGGAUCUGAAGAUAAAGGCCAGCAUGAUUGCAGACAUGUUUUCGCUUGUGGGCUUAGUGUGUCAGGACCCGUUAUUGAAACAGCCACGCACUGACCGCAUCACCCUGGACCCCAGCCUCAAACACCCAGCAGGCUCCAGAGCCCAGAAACCACUCUCUGCACCGACAGCCGCCGCCGCCGCCGCACACAGCCGAGUGAAGGCUGCGUCUGCCAGUAACCCAGAGACAGACGGGUCAAGAGAGAAGGAAGGAGCUAAACAAGGUCAAGGGGACAGCACUUUGAGCUUGACUGCCGAGGAGAUCAAGGUGCUGAGAAGGAUAAAGGAGGAGUAUGAAAGACGAGGAGGCUUUAUUAGGAUCUUUCCCACUGCAGAAACAUGGGCGCUCUAUAGUGGAUAUCUGGAGUCCAAGACAUCAAUGAACUACAUGUUGGCGAGCAGACUUUUCCAUGGAAGGAAUGUGAACGGGAAUUUGCAGCUGCAGGUGGACGGCGUCCAUCGCUGUCACGUUGUCCAGUACGAGAGGAAACUGCUGUCUCUCGAGGCACGUAAGAGGAGACAGCGCCACCUGACUCUUCGCUCUGCUGCGGGGAAAAAAAAAGCGGGGAAGGAGUCCAAGGCCUCCUCGACGGAGAGCGGCAGUCAGGAGGGAGAGGACUGCGAUCGGGAGGAAAAAAAGAAGGGGAAACAACUUCUCUCGCCAGUCUCACAUAAGGCUUUGGUAGCAGAGCAAGUAAAACAAGUGGCCACACCACUGGAGCGCUGCCAUGGUGAGGCUCUGUCCAACUCAGAGGCAGCGACACACUCUGCCAAGCCCAGAGUCAACCUGCUCAACAUCCUUCAGCGGGGUUGGGACCUCAGCAAGGUGCAGGCCAGGAUGGCCUUUUCCUCGUACCUUCAGCGAGUCCAGCAAAGACUGUUUGCAGAGAGCAGAGCGAGCGCCAUACCAUCUUGGCCAGAAAAAGACAAUGACCAAAUGGAGCUGGUGAUUCGUUUUCUGAGAAGAGCGGCGAGUAACCUUCAAGAAGACAUUAAGGUGGCGUUGCCCAGUCGCCAGUUACCGCUCCAAGACCGUAGACGCAUCCUGUCCCACCAGCUAGGGGAUUUUAUUCACUGGUACAAUAAGGAAACUGAUCAUAUGAUGAAAAACCAGGAGAAAAGCAAAGAGGAGCGUUGCAUAAACCCCAGUGUAUUUCACGAGUACAUCAGCGCUGCAAGUGAAAAUGAUCUGGAGGAAAUACUGACAUUCUACACUCAGAAAAAUAAAUCAGCCACCGUCUUCCUCGGAACAAAAGUCAAGAGUGUUAAGAAAGAUGAUCGUGAAAUAAAUGUGAGAGGAGAUUCUGGCAACUGUGAGAAUUCCAAAACUCUGUCUGUGGCCAACGAAGAUUCCAGCGCUUCAGAGUCCUCACUCUCCGCAGGGAAAGUCAGCAGUGACCUAGACAUCAAGGCCACGGAGAGACAACCUUCUGUACGUGCGCCGUCUGGAGAACAACAGACAGUGGUUAGACUGAGUAAAGCCCAGCCAGAUGUCCAGGCGUCUCAGCACUGCUCUGGCUUUCCUGAGACUUUAGACUGCACACAUGUUCAUGUGCAACACUGCUCUCCUGCUCCUGAAUCCCUCCCCCUUCACUGUCCACCACCGCCGCCGCCCCCCCAGCCGCCAUCCUAUGCACAAUCACUGGCAAAGUCUCAGUUCUGCCACACCGAAGCUCUCUGUGACCCUCCUGCGUACACCUCGGCCCCAGUGCUAACGCAGCCCCCGAGAACGAUGUGGACAGCUGCGUCCUCUGGCUCUUGCACAGUCUCGACUGGGCAACCGACCCAGGGGCUCAGGAGGAUUCAGUCUUUUACCUCACCCACAUCCGGUGCCGGGGCAGCCUCGUCCAUCCCGAGUGCAACGCACAUCUAUAGUCAGAAGCUCUCAAGGCCCAUAUCUGCAGGUCAAGUCAACAGAAGGAGCAGUUCCAGUAAGCUGAAGUCAAACUCACUGGGGACCUUGAAGGAGUUAACCUCCCUGUCUGCCCAAGCUCAGUCCAACCAGCAGGCCUUUAUUUCAGCCCUGCAAAAUCUGGCUGACAAGCAGGUUGCUCACCAGUAUGCCAGCUCCAGCCACAUCAACCUGCUAACACAGCACUUGACCAAUCUGAACCUGGCCACCAGGAUGCUCGGCAGAGACUGCUUAACACUGAACCCUAAAGUACGUCACUCUGUCGCUAUGACCCAAGGGCCAGUGAAAGCGGUUCACUCUGGAACAGAUUUACUCGGCAGCACUGUCCACAGACCACUAAAGCAAGGUGAGGCUCUUUGGGAUGGGAACACGCAGGACACCUCCAGCAUGCUGACGGGAGUGAAACCCCAGCAGUGCCUCCAGCCCGCCCAAGGAAGCUACCAGCUCCAGUUUGCUAUUCAGCAACUGCAACAGCAGAAACUUCAGUCUCGACAGUUCCUGGACCCGAGCCAAUGCAGACACCAGGCCCAAUCGACUGACCCCACAAGUGAUCCACACAUCCAGGCCCCCACGAGGUCAUCCAGCACUCACGAAUGGCCCAGUCACGGCAACGGCCACAGCAAUCAUGUCCAGACCUUUGUCGGCCCUGUUCUCGCCCCAAAGCCACCCAGCAGUGCUCGAGAGGGACAGACCAGGAAAACGGCAACAAAACGCCUCAAGCAGACGUCCUCGGAGAGUUCAGCCAGUGGAGCCGUGACCGGCAGCCAGCACAUGGUCUACGAAGCCAUCUGCAGUAAAACAGGUCUCUCCGUGUAUCGCAAGCUGUUCCAGGGCCGGGAGCCCAGUCACAGAUGACAGGAAGGCCACCAGAGGCACAUCCCACCGCUCUGCUGCCCCGACAGGUGCCUCUGCAUGUAACCGCAUCCUCGCAGAGGUGUAUUCUGGGAGAGGACAACAGCCACGGAUGAAAGCAUGCCAGACCUCGGACAGGGUCCUAUUAAUUUCCCAGCGAUACGGCCGCAGACAUGCCACAGGAGAGUCUGCCAGGCCAGGAAUUCCCUGCUUUGACGCAGGUUGGGAUUUUGUUGCGCAGCAUAACAUCAGAUGGCCUUUUCAGCCCCACACACACACACACACACUCCACCUCCUCAUCCACACUGGCUGUACUCGCUCUGAUUCUCUCCGUGCUACAGCACUGUUGUCACUCAGAGGUUUCAUUGACAGAUAGACGUCACCAGAUGGUGAAAAAAGCCCCGCUGGUAUUUUGACAUCAGGAUUCAACAUUGCUCAUGCGGAGCAAGGCAGAGCCAUUCAGGAAGAUAUUUGUUCUUUCUGAAAUGUUACUCUGACAGUCGAGACGGAUGAUUUUCAGACGUAGGUAGCACAGCGAUCGCCCGAGCAGUUUGUUGUAUCGCUGCCAUGAAUGGUGAGUCCAGUCACAUGUGGUUUCAGGGUUUACUGAAAACCAAACAGUUGCCACGUCAGAUUCUAUGGCCGUCGUCUAAGGUUGUAUUAAAGUAGACACCCUUCAAUUGUGAGCUUGAUGAACUCUGGCUGCUUGUUUGCAAGCAUGAUGUAACGCGACUGGGGUUUUCAGCGUGUGAUUUUUCUCGUAAACGGAGCCGUUGAUGUUAUUUUCCUUUCGGAGUGACCAAAAUGAAUAUAUUUGUUAUAAUGAGUAAAUUAUGGUAAUUGCAUCAGCACGUAUUUAUUUUAUUACACUGUCCUCCUGGCCGUUGCUGUAGCUAAGAUCAGGAUUUAGAAGGUUGACGCUGCACCGGCAGACCAAUAUUCUUCUUCUGGACAUUUUCUUUUUCUUGGGACCAUAUAGUGAAUUCACUCAGGGCACUUUAAAAAGAACAAUAACAUCUCUGUUAAAAACCCACAGACUUUGUCAGAAAUACUUGAAUUUUAAUGCAUGCAUUUGUCGUAUCAGUCCAGAGUGUGGACAGCGUGCAUUGUCAAUGCUGAACUGAUGGUAUUUUUCAUGUAGUGAUCGAUCAAUGUUGUGGAUUUACGAACUUCUGUUAAAGCCAGUGCACGCUGUAUUACCUGAAUCCACCAGUUGAGUCCAAAUCAGUGUGUAUAAUCUCCUGUGGUGUUACAGCAUUGUUUACAGUUUGGUAUUUGAAUCCGUUUCGUUGAUGCUGAUCGUUUACAAGUGUAUCAUAUUAUUUUUUUUCAGAAUCCCGUUGGCAGUUUGUAGCAAGCAACGGCGACUAGAAAAACACGAAAACGCGCUGCUCGUGUCAGAAAAUGUAUUUGUUCGCCACAUUCACUGGAAUCACUGCACAGAAUGUGUUCACGCGGACAAAAUGUACCCGCCGAAAAUAAACGGGAAAAACAUAGA